GUCUCAACCCGGCUCCUCUUCCUCCCUCUCACUCCACCGGACCCAGUGAGGAUGAGGAGGCUCUGCUGAGCGCAGCCUCAACCAACGACUCCCAGACCUGCAGACGAAAGCCCUGCCUUCUGAGAUUUCUGCACAUUUCUACACAAACAGCAUCAUGACCAGGAAGGUGUUCACCAACACCAGGGAGCGCUGGCGCCAGCACAACGUCAACACGGCCUUCGCUGAGCUCCGUAAGCUCAUCCCCACCCAUCCUCCGGAGAAGAAGCUGAGCAAGAACGAGAUCCUGCGCCUGGCCAUGCGCUACAUCAACUUCCUGGUGCAGCUGCUGGAGAGCCAGAGCGGCCAGCCGGCCGGCCACUCCUCCACCGCCCUGCUCAGCUUCCUGAGGGGCAACAUGGAGCGGCUGCACUCGCCUCCCCGCACCUGGACCGCCACCAGCGACACCGAGGCGCCGUCGCCCGGAUCCAGGAGUGACAGCUCCGAGGCCUGGUAGACGAGAAGAACAUGGAGGACUUUUCAAACGGUUUUUUUAACGGGGGAAUAAAAACUCGUGUUGUGGGAGACGAGAAGCGUCCCUCCUGCAACGCUGAUUAUUUAUAAAAUAUAAUUUCCAGGAGAUAUUUAUACGUUUUCUGCAUGGAAGUGUCCCACGUUCCCUUCGUGUCUCCAUGUUUGCAUCCCUUGUUGCUGGAACUGAUUUAGUUUUGCAAGAAUUCCUUGUUUUCCAAUGAGGAAAAUGGAGGAUUAUGGAUUUUCUUAUUCUGACUUAGAUUAAAUGAGCAACAGAUGAAGGUUCAGACACGUCUCCAGACUGCAAACGAGCACUUUGUGUUUUUUUUCCUUUAAAAUGCCACAACUCAAUCAACAACAGAGUACUAGGGCCAUGCUAAGAAAAUAAAUUACAAGAAUAAAGUCAAAGUAAUACAGGAAUAAAGUCACAAUAAUGAGAAUAGUUGAUAUUUUGAGAAUAAAGUCAAAAUAUUGAGAAUAAAUUUUAAAUAAUAUAAGAAUAAAGUCGUAGUAUUACCAGAAUAAAGUCACAAUAUGACUUUAUUCUUGUCCAACUUUGUUUGAGACUUUUUUAUUCUCACUAUUUUGACGUUUUUCUCAUAUUACUUUGAUUAUUCUCGUACAAUUUUACUCUCAUAAUAUUAUGACUUUAUUCUCAGAAUUUUUUUUUCAUCAUUUCUAACUCUUAAUAUCUAAUUUGACCUUUUUUCAUUUAUCAAGUUUCUGAGGCUUCAGUGAAACCAGAUUUGCUGUUUUUCUUCCUCUUUCUCAAAGUUCUGAUGUUUGGAUGAAACUGACAAUCUGCUUCCAGUCAUUGCUCACAAAUAUCAGAUUUCUUUUUUUAAUUAAGUUUUUUUUUUUUUUGUAAAUACGCAUGUGAUAUGAUGGCCAAAGAUACUGAACUGAUUGUCAACUGUGAGGAGUGUGUAAAUGAUCAAUCUUAUAUGUCUUUGCUAAUUUAUUUUUGCUUUACUUGUGGACACAUAGUAUCUUAUUUAUUUUAACUAUUUAUUCAAUAAAGGAUUUGUUAACUA
This is a messenger RNA of Gambusia affinis (western mosquitofish), 1544 nucleotides long. It is a transcript of the gene tal2, whose product is annotated as T-cell acute lymphocytic leukemia 2. The record is from RefSeq and is a predicted model, not a curated record. NCBI's taxonomy places the organism in Eukaryota, Metazoa, Chordata, Actinopteri, Cyprinodontiformes, Poeciliidae. Gene Ontology annotation, molecular function: protein dimerization activity; DNA-binding transcription factor activity, RNA polymerase II-specific; RNA polymerase II cis-regulatory region sequence-specific DNA binding. The coding region runs from base 155 to 493 and encodes 112 amino acids. Gene Ontology annotation, biological process: regulation of transcription by RNA polymerase II. The transcript is spliced from 2 exons.